UGCGAAAGAUCGAGGAGACCCUAUCCAAUUUUGACAUUACUCCUCUGUUUUCUCUGUACAUGUCUGACGUGGAAAUUGCAGUAAAAUCGUCGAUAAAUAAGUUCUUUUUUACGUGAACCACUAGGAAAUUAUGCUGUAGAAAGUGUUAUUUCUUAAAAAGAGGACUCAAAAGAUUUGAUUUUCAUAGCAGAAGUCCAAGUUGUAGCUAAAAAUGAACCCUCAAAUGACACCAUACGGCCAACCACCUCAAGGCUGGGCACAGCCGGGUGUGGGUCAAAUACCUCCACCACCAGUUAACGGAGCUCCGCAAAAUCUGCCCAAUCAAUUCCAAAACAUGUCGAUUGGUGGUUCCUCAAAACCGAACGUAAAUGGACCACCAUUUCCCAACCAACAAAUGGUUGGACGCCCGACAUCCACCGUUGCCCCCGUUCCAGUAGCGUUUUCUCCUGGUCUUCAAUCUCAACCACCAUUACAGAAUGGCCCACCAUCAGCAGCGACGGGUGCUGUUAGACCACCAGGUCCAAAUUAUGGUUUACCUAAUGGGCAUCAACAGCCAUCAUUCAAUCAACCUCCCGGAAUGCCUAUGAUGGAUUCUAGCACUGUGCCUCCCCAACUUCCGCAAGUUGCUGCAGGACCACCAAGGCCUGGACAACCAAUGAUGCCCCCCAUCGGUCAACCAAUGCCUCCACAGUCUAACGCUUAUCCACCGCAGCCAACUCAACAAUAUCAACAGCAAGUUCUGCCGGGCCCUCAACAGACUCCAAUCCCUCAAUAUCCCCAACAACACAGUCAGCAACAGCCGCAGCAUUAUCCUGGCGGUCAACCUGGGUAUAAUCCCACAGCCGGAAUGCCUCCAAUGGUCCCGAAUGCUGUUGGGCCCAAUCAAUAUCAACCGGGUUCUUCAGGAAUACCGCCAUCGAUGAACGCAGGGAUGCCCCCGAUGCCGAAUGCUACGGUUCCCAAUGUCCAGGGGCAUCCACCUCAACCAGGACAAAUGCCACCAAUAUCCGGUGGACCUCAUAUGCCACCACCCCUUCCACGAGGAUACAACCAACCACCGGCACCGCAAGGAUUCAACCAAAUGCCGGGACAACAGUAUCAACCUCCUGGACCCGGCGGCGUACCCCAUUAUCCUGCGGGUGGUAUGGCUCCACCACCCCAACAGAAAAGACUCGAUCCGGACAGUAUGCCGAAUCCGAUUCAAGUGAUGAGCGAAAAUCAACGCUCAAACGGUGGAGUGUUUGCGACCAAUCAAGCUGGAUUGGUACCGCCUCUAGUGACGACAAAGUUUCUCACGCAAGAUCAGGGCAAUUCGGGACCGCGGUUCAUCCGUUCAUCGAUGUACAGCGUUCCAGCCAAUACCGACAUUAUGAAGCAGAGUGCCGUUCCAUUUUCACUAAUUAUAUCUCCGUUUGCUCGAAUCGUCGAGAAAGAACUUGCUCCACCGAUCGUCAAUUUCGGAGAACUGGGACCAAUUCGAUGCAUCCGCUGCAAGGCUUAUAUGUGUCCCUUCAUGCAAUUCAUCGAUGGUGGACGUCGAUUCCAGUGCCUGUUUUGUAAGGCAACUACCGAUGUUCCAACAGAGUACUUCCAACAUUUGGACCACACCGGUCAGCGCAUGGAUAAAUUCGAACGUCCGGAAUUGGUUCUUGGUACUUACGAAUUCGUGGCCACCAAGGAUUACUGUAGGAACAACACAACUCCGAAACCACCAGCAAUGGUCUUUGUAAUAGAUGUUUCCUACAAUAACGUAAAGUCCGGUUUAGUUCAGUUGCUCUGCUCUGAAAUGAAAACUAUCAUUCGCAAUUUGCCCAUCGAUGAGGGGCACGAAAAAACUGCUAUGAAAGUGGGUUUCAUCACUUACAACAAUUCUGUUCAUUUUUAUAAUAUCAAAAGCACUCUUGCUCAACCUCAGAUGAUGGUCGUCGGUGAUGUUCAGGAGAUGUUCAUGCCCCUACUGGAUGGUUUUUUGGUUGAUCCGGAGGAAUCCAGUGCCGUAAUCGAUUCCUUGAUGGAUCAAAUUCCCAAGAUGUUCGGAGACACUCGUGAGACCGAGACUAUCCUACUGCCGGCGCUCCAGGCCGGUCUGGAAGCUUUGAAGGCAUCCGAGUGCACUGGAAAAUUGUAUGUAUUCCAUUCAUCGUUACCGACCUCGGAGGCGCCCGGCAAGCUUAAGGCACGCGAGGAUCGCAAAUUGCUCGGAACGGAUAAGGAGAAAACGGUUUUAACUCCUCAAUCAACCGUUUAUAACAUGCUCGGUCAGGAAUGCGUGGGUUCCGGCGUUUCAGUUGAUUUAUUUAUUUUCAACAAUUCAUAUAUUGAUUUGGCUACUAUUGGUCAGGUUGCACGCUUGACAGGUGGAGAGGUUUAUAAAUACACGUAUUUCCAGGCUGAUAUUGAUGGUCAUCGACUAGUGAAUGAUUUAAUUAAAAAUAUUUCAAGGCCAAUAGCAUUCGAUGCCGUGAUGCGUGUUCGUACUUCUACAGGAAUUAGGCCAACUGAUUUCUUCGGGCACUUUUUCAUGUCUAACACCACAGACAUGGAAAUCGCAAGUAUUGACUGCGACAAAGCAGUAGCAAUCGAGGUCAAACACGAUGACAAGCUUUCCGACGAAAAUGUAUUCAUUCAAGUAGCACUACUGUACACGUCUUGUUCCGGUCAGCGUCGUUUACGGAUUUUGAAUCUUAGCCUGAAGACGUGCACUCAGUUGGCCGAUCUGUUCCGAAGUUGCGAUCUGGAUACAACGAUUCUGUUCUUCGCCAAGCAAGGUCUGUUCAAACUGCUGGAGAAUAAUCCGAAGGCCAUCAAGGACUCGUUGAUUAACCGAGCGGCCCAAAUAUUGGCAUGCUAUCGUAAGAAUUGUGCUUCACCUACGUCUGCCGGCCAACUGAUAUUACCGGAAUGCAUGAAGCUAUUACCAUUGUAUAUUUCAUGCCUAUUGAAGAACGACGCCUUCUCGGGAGGUUCAGAUCUGACUUUGGACGACCGUUCCUACUCGAUCUACUUCGUGAUGAGCAUGGAUUUGCCAACUUCGGUGCAAUUUUUCUACCCGCGAUUGAUGCCGAUACACGAUGUCCAGGUAGAAGACACCGACGUACCGGCUGCCAUACGAUGUACAGCGGACAAAAUGAUGGAAGACGGUGCUUAUAUCUUGGAAAACGGUGUUCACAUGUUCAUGUGGUUGGGCUUAGGCCUGAGUCCGGAGUUUACGCAGUCGAUAUUCGGAGCGCAGUGUACACAGCAGAUAGACACAGAUCGUACGGGUUUACCAGUAUUCGAUAAUCCACUUUCCAAGCGGGUACGAGGAAUUGUUGACAGCAUACAAAAGGAAAAGCAUCGUUGUAUGCGACUCACAUUGGUACGACAGCGUGAUAAGUUGGAAAACGUGCUGCGCCAUUUCCUCGUGGAAGACCGUGGCAUUACGGACGGUUCAGCCAGUUAUGUGGACUUCCUCUGUCACAUGCACAAAGAAAUUCGAACACUAUUGAGCUAGCUGGAUUGCAACGGGAACAGCUUAAGUAGUCGCUUUAGGUUAACCUACAACAGCAACCAUAGUAAUCACAAUGCAAAUUCAACGAUCAUCAGUAGUUCGCAAUCCCAACGCCAGGUUCAACAUCCGCCUGGAGGUAGUGAGAUUAAUGGAAACAUUCUGUCCCAGUCGCCAUAUGGGCAGUGCCCGCAGCCUCCUCCAAGCGACGAUGGCGAUGAUGACGAGAACGAUACCAUCGAAGAAGAGGACGAAGAUGAAGCGGAAGAAAAUUGUGCGGUUCCAACGAGGCAACAACAUCAACAACAAUACUAUCAUCAGCACCAGUACAUAACGGCCUCGCCCGGCAGAAGCAUCUCACAGAAUCGUACCAGAGCAUUGCGAUAUCGUAAAGCAUUCAUGGGAAAGUGGUAAUAGUUUUAGAUGUUUUUCUUAUACAUUUUUAUUUUUAACAAAAUACGAUUAUAUUUCCAAUUUAGUACUAUCUAUAUAUCGAAUGAUGAAAAACAUGAGAAAACUAGCCGGGUGUUUUGCUUAAAUGUUUACACUGGAAGUGAAGUGAAUCAAUUAUAAACAUAUACAAAUAACUACCUAAUUGUUGGCUACUGGAAAAGUAUGUCCACAAACUGAAAGUACUAUUAUACAAACAAAUUAAAUUGCAACUAUUGAAUGCGAACAGAAAAAUAAUUGUGAAUUUCACUUAAUGUUAAUGUAAUGGGUUUUGGCAUGAAAUAAAUGACACGCAAAGCAUUCAGAAAGCAUGAAGAGAGAGAGAGAGAGUCCUUAAAUAAUAUAUUCGAGUAAAAGUGACUACACAAUAUACCCUCAAUCGGAAUACAGACAAAAAUAGCAAAAAGAAAAAUAUACGGAAAUAUUAUUAUCAUUGCA
Molecule: messenger RNA, 4375 nt
Organism: Armigeres subalbatus
Lineage: Eukaryota; Metazoa; Arthropoda; Insecta; Diptera; Culicidae
Gene: Sec24CD
Product: protein transport protein Sec24C
Exons: 10
Coding region: 212-3493 (1093 amino acids)
Biological process (GO): endoplasmic reticulum to Golgi vesicle-mediated transport; intracellular protein transport; COPII-coated vesicle cargo loading
Cellular component (GO): endoplasmic reticulum exit site; COPII vesicle coat
Molecular function (GO): zinc ion binding; SNARE binding
Source: RefSeq, a predicted model, not a curated record